CCUAAGAAAGAAAAAAAAACACAGAAAAACAAGGGUAAUUCAGGCAAAGCCGCUUCUGAGUUUUAAACCCGAGCACCCUCUUCGUCCUCUCUUCUCUGUUCGUCCCCUUUUCUUCUUUCUCUCUCCUCCCCUGCAUCCUAAUUUGCUGCACUUCACCCUCUUCCUAAUCCUUCCUUUUCUCUCUCCUAUUCUUUCUUUCCCAACUUCAUUAAAGGAUGAUUAAGCCUUUUAAUUUACGCAAUUAUACCUGAUUAAUGAAUCUUUAUCUUUAUCCUCUUCCGUAGAGUUUAAUUUCUUGGUUCUGCGUUCUGCCUAUAUUUUUCCUGGUUUCUCGUGUAAAGGUCCACCAGGCACCAACCUGCCUUUUGUGAAGUCGUGGUGGACUUGCUCAAUAGAGAGAAAGAGCAAGAAUGGGUAGCACAUUUAAUCCUCAGAUUCUAGUAGAGAAAUUAACAAAGCUCAAUAAUUCUCAACAGAGCAUAGAGACUCUUUCGCAUUGGUGUAUUUUUCACAUGAAUAAAGCAAAACUAGUGGUUGAGACAUGGGACCGACAAUAUCAUAGCUCCCCGCGUGAGCAAAGGCUGGCCUUUUUAUAUCUUGCGAAUGAUAUCUUGCAGAAUAGUCGGAGGAAGGGUGCCGAGUUUGUUGCUGAAUUUUGGAGAGUCCUCCCCGAAGCACUUCGCGAUGUUAUACGCAAUGGGGAUGAUUUUGGGAAAAAUGCAGCUCGUAGACUGAUUAAUAUAUGGGAUGAAAGAAAGGUUUUCGGCUCAAGGGGGCACAUUCUGAAGGAAGAGUUUGUGGCCAGGCAACCAGAAAACAUUGUUAAUAAAAGUGGGAAGCAACUCAGCAUCAAAUUUAGACAAUCAAUUGGAAUUAUGUUUGAUAAGAUAAUUUCAGAUUAUGAAACUAUUUACGGGGGUCAAUUGGAUGAAGAUGCUUUACUGAGUAGAUGUACAAAUACCGUUAGCUGUUUGGAGAAACUAAUAAAGGAUAAUAGCAGCGGGAUAAGUUCGGGUAAUUUCAGCGGAUCUGGAUUUGCUGAGGAAUUUCAAGGACAGCAUGCUGCAUUGAGGGAAUGCAUUGAGCAGCUGACAACACUUGAAGCUUCAAGGGCGAGUCUUGUAUCGCAUUUGCGAGAUGCUCUUCAAGAGCAGGAACUAAAACUGGAUCAAGUGCGUAGACAACUCCAAGCUGCUCAGUUGCAAUCAGAUCAAGUUGCUAAUGUUAGUCAACAGUUUGUUAGUCCGGACAGCAACAUAGUGGUAAUGGAAGAACGAGUUGUGAAAGAUGAUCAUGGUUCCUUAGCGCCACCUGGGUUCACUUCCGGGGACAGGCAAGCAAACCCUGUUGUAUACACAAGACAAGUCCCUGUAAGUGAUAAGUCUGCUGCAGCUGCUGAGGAUGAUUCCCGGAAAUCUGCAGCUGCUGCAGUAGCAGCUAAGCUUACUGCUUCUACUGCUUCAGCUGAGAUGCUGAGUCACGUCCUUACAUCAUUGGUAUCAGGUGUUGCCUUUGGUAAUUCUACAGAUAAUGAUCCCCACCAUUCUGAUAAGAGACCUAAACUUGAGAAUGAGGCAUCUUCCUAUGCUUCAGCACCACCCCCUCUGCCACCUCAGAAUCAGCAACCACCAUCACCUUUGACACCUUUCCCGCAUCCCGAGUCCCUCCAACAGAAUCAGAAUCAGAAUGCUAAUAAUUCUACCCCAACAAAUCAGCAGUCAGCAGGUGGUGAACAGCCGCCCCUGCCAUCUUCCUCCCCUCCACCUCUCCCACCUUUGCCACCGAUGCCGCUAUAUCCAAUGCCACCUCAGUUUAUUCAGACAGCUGGAUCAAUGUCGAACGUGGCUUACAGUUAUGGGGCAACCCUACAGCCACCUCCUUUGUCUGGAUACCCUUCUGUCACAGGUAUGUCUCCUUAUGCAGCUCCUCCGGUCAACAACCCAUAUCAACCUUUUCCAGGAUCUGAAAGCGGAUUCUAUAGUCCUUCAUCGUCUGUUCCUAUGGCUCCAAUUUCUCGUCAGCAGACUUUGUAGUUCCGAAAUUUGUUGGAUUUAGAGGGGAUGGAAGAUUUAAAUAGGGUUUGUUCCUUUGGAGGAACCCUUUGGCUCAAUUUGUAACAUUUGAGGUUAUACAGUGCAUAGUUAGAAUUUGCACAUAGCAGCACCUUUAACUAUUUGUAAUUUGUAGCUUCUUACUAGUUCAUUUUUUUUCACAGAUUUGGAGAGUUAAACAUGUUGUUUUGAUUGUAUUUGCCCUGUUGUUUGUUCGAUCAUUUACCUUUGAUGGUAAGUUUAUUAGUACUAUUUUUUGUUAGGGAAAAGAAGGGGUUAUUAUCAGAUGACAAUAAGAAAUGACUUUUAUGUGUA
Spinacia oleracea (spinach) is the source of this 2366-nucleotide messenger RNA. RefSeq names its product actin cytoskeleton-regulatory complex protein PAN1. The coding region runs from base 411 to 2033 and encodes 540 amino acids. The record is from RefSeq and is a predicted model, not a curated record. The transcript has 8 exons. Gene Ontology annotation, biological process: mRNA 3'-end processing. Gene Ontology annotation, molecular function: RNA polymerase II complex binding. NCBI's taxonomy places the organism in Eukaryota, Viridiplantae, Streptophyta, Magnoliopsida, Caryophyllales, Amaranthaceae.